AUAAAAUAUUGUAUAUUGACAGCAAUAUCCCAGUGGCUGAUUUAUUGAUAAUAUCUUUGACCUUUAGAAUCUUUUUUUUUCUAUUAUAUAUAAGGAAAUACAAACUAGGUAACAGGAAGAAAUGAGAAAAGGUAGAAAGAGACAAUAGUGAAGACUGGUCGACACUGGAGUACAAAAGAUUACUGCAGGAUUAUUCUAUGAGGCUGAUUACAGCAGCUUUAUCUUAUCAAGCUUUGGCAUUGAAGACCAUGUGAAUUCAUCUACAACCCUGGUAGUGAAAUAAGAACAUUUUUUGUUUCUGAAAUUUUAAGCUCUUUACGGACACACUUUUUACUUAAUCUGUAUGACAUCAGAGAAAGGGAACAAUUUGACCAAAGAAAGAAGAAAAAGUGGAUUAGCAGAUCUCAUGGACCGACAGUCUCUGGAUGGUAGGAGAUCCAUUUAGCAGAAAUAGAAAUGAGAAUACAAUGUUUCUGAUGUAUUUAAUUUGGAGAAGAACAUUUUCAUGUUCUUUCAAUAAACAAAGUUAAUCACAUUACAUUUUACUUCUGGUAAAAGAAUAUUAAUUAAAUUGAUUAUGUUCACAUUAGAGAAUAUAACAUAUCAUAGUCAAAUAACAUUUAUGUUUAUAUUCAUUAUUACAAGCAUUAAAAGGAAAUAAAUAGUGUUGUGGCAAAUACUACUUAAACAGGCAGAGUCUCCCAUAUCUGGAAAUUAUCAUCUAUACUGCUAGAGAGAGUUAAGGAUAUUUUAAUAGUAUUUAAUUAACUAAAAUUUAAGAGAUUAUUGCUUUCAGCCAUUUAAAAAUUAUUAAUUGAACAUUGACUACAGGCUUGGUCUGUGUUUACCAUUAUCCAUUAAGAGCUUGUUAUUUAAUUGGGGAAAUCCAAGUCAAGAUACAGUAAAUAUCCAAGAAACUUAUCAAAUAUUUGAAUAAAAAUCAUGGCACCCAUAUUUUAUGGUGUAUUUAUAGUAUUAUUCAUAAAACACUAAGAAAAACUAUUAAUAUCCACCUCCAAAAACAUGGAAGCAAUUUCCCAUUUUCAAAAUUAUUAAUAUUCCCAUCAAAUAAAUGCUAUUUGGAACUAUCUUAUUGGAAAUAAAUAAAAUAUCCUUUAUCCAAUAAUGAUAUCUUUGAAGAAAUGAGUAUCCUCAUAUACUUACAGUGCUAUUAUAAAUAACUAGAAUUUCUGGAACUAUUGUUUUACAUAUACUAGAAAAUCUUAAAAUUUUACAUUCCAGUUAAAACAUAUAUUCGAUAUUUAGUAAUUCAUGCUAAAUUAUCAUAAAUAUUUCCAAAGAUGUGGAUAAAAUAAGCCUCACUGAAAAUAUAUUUACAUAAAAUAUUGAAACAAUUAAAAUGUUCAUAUUCACAUUAUAAACUGAUACGAGGAAAUUCUGUUCUGUCUAAAAAUGAUACAGAACAAUAUGUAAAGACAUGCAAAAUGAUUAUAACUUAUAAUAAAACAUAAAUGAGAUGAUUUUUAAAAUCUCUAAAUUCAGUAAAAACCCAGAGAAAUCAAACUCAGUGUGGAUAAAGGCACCAAAAAAGUGGAAUGAAUAAAGUCACAUACACUAGACUAUGAAGAAAAAUCAUGUUUUGGAAAAGCUAUCCACAUAAUACAAGAAUUUUUAAUUGAAGAAAAAUUCACUGGAAAAGAAGCCACUACUGUCUCUAAAAUAAGAUCACAAGGCAGACACCCAGAGACAUUUGAGCCUCCAACUAGUAAACUAGCAGAAGCUCUACCACUGCCCACAGCAAAGAUUCAAAAUUGGGCAACCUGUGGACUUAGCAUCUGACUGGUGCAGCAAGGAAGGAGGCUAGUGGGCAAGCGUUACUGUGCCCAACCCGGAGGUGCCUCUUCGCAGUCUUCAGGAGCAGCUCCCCCAUUCCAGCUCCUCUGGCAGGGUCUGCAGUUACCUGCGACCGGGACAGGAGACCAUGAAUGUACCCUUCUGCCCCCAUGCCUUUCUGCCCUCUUUGAGUUCCCGUCCUUAAUUGAAGAGCCAGUGACUAUUGGCUGAAGUUCCCCCAGCGAUUUGCAUGAACCCAGAGGGAGUGUCUUCUGCCGCCCUCCCUUCAAGAGCGCUCUGACUGCAGCCUCCCGGGGAAUGCGCGGCCGAGGGAAUGCGCGCAGCUCGCGAGCCUUGGGAGUGAGCUGGUACCCGGCGACCUGGCACCCGCGCCUGGAUAUGGGGCGUCUACAUCGUCCCAGGAGCAGCACCAGCCACAGGAAUCUGCCGCAUCUGUUUCUGUUUUUCCUCUUCGUGGAACCCUUCAGCUGCCUCGCGAGUCACAGCCGGGCCACCGAGCUUCUGUACAGCCUGAACGAGGGACUGCCCGCGGGGGUGCUCAUCGGCAGCCUGGCCGAGGACCUGCGGCUGCUGCCCCGGUCUGCAGGGAGGCUGGACCCGCAUUCGCAGCUGCCAGAGCGCACCGGUGCUGAGUGGAACCCCCCUCUCUCUUUCAGCCUGGCCUCCCGGGGACUGAGUGGCCAGUACGUGACCCUAGACAACCGUUCUGGGGAGCUGCACACUUCAGCUCAGAAGAUCGACAGGGAGGCCCUGUGUCUUGAAGGGGGCGGAGGGACCGCGUGGGGCGGCAGCGUUUCCAUCUCCUCCUCUCCUUCUUCUGACUCUUGUCUUUUACUGCUGGAUGUGCUUGUCCUGCCUCAGGAAUAUUUCAGGUUUGUGAAGGUGAAGAUCGCCAUAAGAGACAUCAAUGACAACGCCCCACAGUUCCCUGUUUCCCAAAUCUCGGUGUGGGUCCCGGAAAAUGCACCUGUAAACACCCGAUUGGCCAUAGAGCAUCCUGCUGUGGACCCAGAUGUAGGCAUUAAUGGGGUACAGACCUAUCGCUUACUGGACUACCAUGGUAUGUUCACCCUGGACGUGGAGGAAAAUGAGAACGGGGAGCGCACCCCCUACCUAAUUGUCAUGGGUGCUUUGGACAGGGAAACCCAGGACCAAUAUGUGAGCAUCAUCAUAGCUGAGGAUGGUGGAUCUCCACCACUUUUGGGCAGUGCCACCCUCACCAUUGGCAUAAGUGACAUUAAUGACAAUUGCCCUCUCUUCACAGACUCACAAAUCAAUGUCACUGUGUAUGGGAAUGCUACAGUGGGCACCCCCAUUGCAGCUGUCCAGGCUGUGGAUAAAGACUUGGGGACCAAUGCUCAAAUUACUUAUUCUUACAGUCAGAAAGUUCCACAAGCAUCUAAGGAUUUAUUUCACCUGGACGAAAACACUGGAGUCAUUAAACUUUUCAAUAAGAUUGGGGGAAGUGUUCUGCAGUCUCACAAGCUCACCAUCCUUGCUAAUGGACCAGGCUGCAUCCCUGCUGUAAUCACUGCUCUUGUGUCCGUUAUCAAAGUUAUUUUCAGACCCCCUGAGAUUGUCCCUCGUUACAUAGCAAACGAGAUAGAUGGUGUUGUUUAUCUGAAAGAACUGGAACCCGUGAACACUCCCAUUGCGUUUUUCACCAUAAGAGAUCCAGAAGGUAAAUACAAGGUUAACUGCUACCUGGAUGGUGAAGGCCCGUUUAGGUUAUCACCUUACAAACCAUACAAUAAUGAAUAUUUGCUAGAGACCACAAAACCUAUGGACUAUGAGCUACAGCAGUUCUAUGAAGUAGCUGUGGUGGCUUGGAACUCUGAAGGAUUUCAUGUCAAAAGAGUAAUUAAAGUGCAACUUUUAGAUGACAAUGAUAAUGCUCCAAUUUUCCUUCAACCCUUAAUAGAACUAACUAUUGAAGAAAACAACUCACCCAAUGCCUUUUUGACUAAGCUGUAUGCUACAGAUGCCGACAGUGGGGAAAGAGGCCAAGUUUCAUAUUUUCUGGGACCUGAUGCUCCAUCAUAUUUUUCCUUAGACAAUGUCACAGGAAUUCUGACAGUUUCUACUCAGCUGGACCGAGAAGAGAAAGAAAAGUACAGAUACACCGUCAGAGCUGUUGACUGUGGGAAGCCACCCAGAGAAUCAGUGGCCACUGUGGCCCUCACAGUGUUGGAUAAAAAUGACAACAGUCCUCGGUUUAUCAACAAGGACUUCAGCUUUUUUGUGCCUGAAAACUUUCCAGGCUAUGGUGAGAUUGGAGUAAUUAGUGUAACAGAUGCUGAUGCUGGGCGGAAUGGAUGGGUUGCCCUCUCUGUGGUGAACCAGAGUGAUAUUUUUGUCAUAGAUACAGGAAAGGGUAUGCUGAGGGCUAAAGUCUCUUUGGACAGAGAACAGCAAAGCUCCUAUACUUUGUGGGUUGAGGCUGUUGAUGGGGGUGAGCCCGCCCUCUCCUCUACAGCAAAAAUCACAAUUCUCCUUCUAGAUAUCAAUGACAACCCUCCUCUUGUUUUAUUUCCUCAGUCUAAUAUGUCUUAUCUGUUAGUACUGCCUUCUACUCUCCCAGGCUCCCCGGUUACAGAAGUCUAUGCUGUCGACAAAGACACAGGCAUGAAUGCUGUCAUAGCUUACAGCAUCAUAGGGAGAAGAGGCCCUAGGCCUGAGUCCUUCAGGAUUGACCCAAAAACUGGCAACAUUACUUUGGAAGAGGCAUUGCUGCAGACAGAUUAUGGGCUCCAUCGCUUACUGGUGAAAGUGAGUGAUCAUGGUUAUCCUGAGCCUCUCCACUCCACGGUCAUGGUGAACCUAUUUGUCAAUGACACUGUCAGUAAUGAGAGUUACAUUGAGAGUCUUUUAAGGAAAGAACCAGAGAUUAAUAUAGAGGAGAAAGAACCACAAAUCUCAAUAGAACCGACUCAUAGGAAGGUAGAAUCUGUGUCCUGUAUGCCCACCUUAGUAGCUCUGUCUGUAAUAAGCUUGGGUUCCAUCACACUGGUCACAGGGAUGGGCAUAUACAUCUGUUUAAGGAAAGGGAAAAAGCAUCCCAGGGAAGAUGAAAAUUUGGAAGUACAGAUUCCACUGAAAGGAAAAAUUGACUUGCACAUGCGAGAGAGAAAGCCAAUGGAUAUUUCUAAUAUUUGAUAUUUCAUGGUGGAAUAACACGGAGAAAUGUUUUAACUGACUUUGGAUCUUCAUCACCUAAAAAAGGAGAGUGUUGAUGGCAGUUACAAUGAAGGACGACUAAUUUAUAACUUGUUCUAUAUUGUAAAUAGCUGUUUACAGGUUUUUAAAUUUAAAUUCAGAGGUUAUAAAAUGUGUACAGCAUUUUUAAGUGAAAAUUAGUACUAACAGCCAUAGGACUGUUAUUAAAAAAAAAAAAAAAGAAAGCUUGGACAUGGUUUGCAGCUUUCAUACACCAAGCAGAUGAUUGAUAAAACCUGGGAGUAAGGUAAGAAAAAGGAACAAAUUUUUAUCUAAAAAUUCCUGUCACCACAAGAGGGCAUCAGCUGCUCCUUUGCAGGGAACUGAGGUAUUGUACUUGACAGUUGUACAUGAAAUUAAUGAAAGAGUAUAUUUUAAAUAUAUUGUUUUUAACAUUAAACAAAUAUGAAAUUAAAGUAAAUUAAAUUUCACCCUAUUUAAAUAUAUAAGAAAAAAGAGAAAUGCACUUGUAAACAGAAUGUUUAUUACCUCAAAAGUGCAUAUAUAGUUUGAAAGAGAAGGCAUUAAAAAGAAGUGCAAUUCCUUUUUAGCAAGGAUAAAAACAUUGCCUUGUGUUACAAAUUCGAUCUGCUGAAGAGUAUUCCACUUUCUGUGUACUCGAAUUGCUUUCUGUUUGCUUUACCACUGCACUUGCUGUUAUUACAGGGGAAAUAUAUAUAUAUAUAUAUAUACACACAUACAUUCUUCGUUACAGAAAAUGUAACUAGAUCUUAUGCCCAAGAAAAACAGCCAGAAGCAAAGAAAUGCUUCAAUCCUUAGUUGCUUCAUAGGCAUUCAUGACAUUUUAGUGCUUUCACAACUUGGUGGUUGUACUUUAUACUUGGGUUAUAUAUUAGACUUUUAUAGGCUUAAAAUCUUCCAUCACAUAAGAAAAUAGAAAUCAUAUUAAAAGUGAAUUCUUCUAGAGGCUUGUGUGCACUACUGGUUGUUUUAGUUGGGCCUUUUAUAUGAAAGUUAUACUGUACUUAUCUUUUUGCUGUUGUUUAGGUUUGUUGGCUACCAUUUCUGCCUUCCUUUCUUUGGUUUUGGAUUAAGUCCAACAGUUUAUUUGUAAGCCCUGCAGCAGAUUUCUUUGAUCAUUUAGCUUUUACUGAAUCUCUUGCAAUGAAGAAAGCUAUUUCAUCAGUGAUUUAUCACUUUCAAUUCAUUGUGUGAACUGGAAAUAUUAUUUUAUAUGAGAGCUAUAGCAAAAUAAUCUGUAUAAACAAGGAAUGUGUUAGCUUAAACUGGAUCAUUUUACUUUUUGGCAUCAUGCAUCUGUACUGUACCAAAAGUGUUUCUAUGUCUGCAAAUUAAAGGUAUAUUUUCAUAAUUUCUUUAUCAUUUUUAGCAUUUUAUAUUUGAACAUGGGCUUGUUAUUUCACUGAAGUGCCUGUCAUUUGUUUGUUUUUAGGGUUAAAUGUGAGUAAAUUGUAGUAUUCUGCUAUAUUAAAGUUUAUAUUAAACUAAUUCAUUACUCAGUUAAACAUUGGGUAAAUUAUUAAAUGCGUGUGUAGUUAUAGACAUAUAUGUAGUAGAAAGAGAGUAUGCCUAAAUAUUUGAUGUAAGUUCAUAUGAAAAUUUGCACCCAUGUAUGUGCACAUUCAUAUUAAUUGAUUAUAGAUUUAAUAUCAUUACACAUUUUCAUUUUACCACAUAUUUAUAACAAAUCCUCUGUUAGCAGUGUUGCAAUAACUUGCAAUAAUUUUUGAAACAAAAAUACUCUGCAAAAAAAGAAAUUGAAUGCAAACAAUCAAGUUCUUUUAGAUUUGUAUUAGUUAACUCAUUUAUCUUAUUUUUCUUCAGUUUGAGAAUUUCGGUAAAUAAAAUAAUAAGUAUAUGAGGCAGCAACAUUUGUUACAAAAACUAAAUAUAUUUUUAUCGGAAAUUCCUUUUGUAUGAGAGGCAUCUGAGCUAAGAGACUAAGAUCAUUUAACCCCCAAAACUUUUCAUUUAUAACUGAUAUGGAGCAAUGGAGGAAACAUCUCUUAAGAGUCAUAUUUUAUUUCUUAUUUCUUUUUUGUAAAGAAAGGAACUUCAUGAGAUAAAAAUAACACUAUUUAUUUUUUAAGAAUCCUCCAUAAGUGCAAUAAUUUCAUCAUCAGUACAAAUAGCACAAUUUUCGAUUCAUUUCCAAAUUUGAAGAAGGUUCAUGUGUUUUGGGGAAAGGACUUUAUCUCCAGCAUGAGAAAUGCCUGUAACAUUAAUAAAAAUAUGUAUUUCUGAAUAACUUCUUGUGGCAGGAUUUCCUUUACAAAAACAUCUCAUUCACAUUAAAAACAUUAAUAACAAGGAAAGCUAAAGUAAAUUAAACUCAAAGAUAAAAGCUCCUUUCUACUGACACCUUGUGCUAGAAUAGUUGCCAAAAUGUAUGCUAAUCAUGUCAAUGUUGUUAGUUGAGCUGGCACAAAAAUAAAUGUUCCAUUCAUUAAAACCCCUAAUAUCCAUUUAACAGUUUGUGAACCAGUGAGUUCUCUUUGCCCAAUUUAAUGAAGAAGAGAUUGCUGUGAUCUUUGCACUGCCAAAUUCACUCUUACACCACAGAGAAAAUUGUUCAUUAAUUUGAAUUGGGAAAUUUAAAACCGACAUAGCAAUUUCAGCUACAGGGGAAAAAACAAUUUACGUUAUUUGACUACUUAGGGUAGAUUUCCUGACCCUGUUAAAAAAAAAAAAAAAAAAAAA
This is a messenger RNA of Cercocebus atys (sooty mangabey), 7713 nucleotides long. It is a transcript of the gene PCDH20, whose product is annotated as protocadherin 20. The record is from RefSeq and is a predicted model, not a curated record. Gene Ontology annotation, cellular component: plasma membrane. The transcript has 5 exons. Gene Ontology annotation, biological process: homophilic cell-cell adhesion. Gene Ontology annotation, molecular function: calcium ion binding. NCBI's taxonomy places the organism in Eukaryota, Metazoa, Chordata, Mammalia, Primates, Cercopithecidae. Bases 2113 to 4971 code for a protein of 952 amino acids.